Messenger RNA from Chrysochloris asiatica (Cape golden mole), 1860 nucleotides. RefSeq names its product phosphatidylinositol glycan anchor biosynthesis, class B (gene PIGB). Gene Ontology annotation, molecular function: alpha-1,2-mannosyltransferase activity. Lineage: Eukaryota; Metazoa; Chordata; Mammalia; Afrosoricida; Chrysochloridae. Gene Ontology annotation, cellular component: endoplasmic reticulum membrane. Bases 1 to 1626 code for a protein of 541 amino acids. The record is from RefSeq and is a predicted model, not a curated record. Gene Ontology annotation, biological process: GPI anchor biosynthetic process. The transcript is spliced from 12 exons.
AUGGAGAAGGAGAGCGGUGAAAGCAGCCUUUUCUUCCGCGGUCUCCAAAACCGCGCCCAGGGGAAGAUAAAGCUGCGAAAGAGAAAAUCGUCCUUGUACCUUGGUGCCCAGGAGGCGAGCGCCGGACGCCGCUGGGAUCUUCUUGGUGAAAACAUUUAUCUGGUUUUAUUUACCAUAACUUUAAGAAUAUUUAACUGCUUUUUAGUUCAGACAAGUUUUGUUCCGGAUGAAUACUGGCAGUCUCUUGAAGUUGCACAUUACAUGGUUUUUAAUUAUGGGCAUUUGACCUGGGAAUGGACAGAAAGAUUGAGGGGUUAUACUUACCCCUUCAUCUUUGCAAGCAUUUACAAGAUUCUGUAUCUUUUGGGGAAAGAUACUGUUCAGUUGCUGAUUUGGGUUCCUAGACUUGCCCAAGCAGUUUUAUCAGCUAUAGCAGAUGUGAAGCUUUACUCAUUAAUGAAGCAACUAGAAAAUGAGAAAAUAGCAAGAUGGGUGUUUUUUUGCCAGUUGUGCUCUUGGUUCACAUGGUAUUGCUGUACCAGAACUCUUACAAACACCAUGGAAACAGUUCUCACUAUCAUUGCUCUUUCCUACUAUCCUUUGGAAGGUUCAAAGUCUGUGAACAGUGUCAAGUACUCAUCCCUGGUGGCACUGGCCUUCAUAAUCCGUCCCACAGUUGUCAUUCCAUGGAUGCCAUUGCUCAUCAGACAUUUCUGGCAAGAACAUAGAAAACUUGAUCUUAUUCUGUAUCAGUUUUCACUUGUAGGGUUUGUUACUUUGGGUUUGUCUCUGAUAAUCGAUCGUAUUUUUUUUGGUCAAUGGACUUUGGUUCAGUUUAAUUUUUUGAACUUUAACGUGCUGCAGAACUUGGGAACAUUUUACGGUUCUCAUCCGGGGCACUGGUACCUCAGUCAAGGAUUUCCAGUAGUCUUGGGUACUCACUUACCCUUCUUUAUUCAUGGCUGCUUUCUAGCCCCAAAGAGGUUCCGGAUUCUUUUGGUGACUGUACUUUGGACAGUGCUUGCUUAUAGUAUGUUGAGCCAUAAAGAAUUCAGGUUUAUCUAUCCAGUUUUACCGUUUUGUAUGGUGUUCUGUGGAUACUCACUAAACCACCUGAAGAUCUGGAAGAAACCAGCUGCAAGUUUCCUGUUUUUAUCAAACAUGCUCCUUGCCCUCUACACUGGGUUAGUUCAUCAGCGAGGUACCCUUGAUGUCAUGAGCCACAUUCAAGAACUCUGUUACAAGAGUCAUAAUACAUCUUCAGCUUCAGUGUUCGUAAUGAUGCCUUGCCACUCUACUCCUUACUACAGCCAUGUUCACUGCCCACUUCCAAUGAGAUUUCUCCAAUGUCCCCCAGACCUGACUGGAAAAAGUCAUUAUCUUGAUGAAGCAGAUAUAUUUUACCUAAAUCCCUUAAGCUGGUUAUAUAAAGAGUUUCACAAUGUUUCCUCAUUGCCUACUCACUUGAUCAUCUUCAGUGUUUUAGAAGAGAAAAUAAGUGCUUUCCUAAUUUCAAGAAGCUAUGAAAAAACUGCUGUAAUUUUCCACACUCAUUGGCCAGAAGGUCGAAUUGGAAGUCACAUAUACAUCUAUGAGCGGAAGUUAAAAGGAAAACUCAACAGAUGAAAUUCUGAGCUGUGCCUAGAUCUUUCCCAGAGAAACGGACAUUGCUAGGUAGAAAUACUCCGAUGCUAGUCAGAUGUUACUUCUGUAAACACUGGGUACAAUUCAAGGAACUAGCAUAAAAUCACUAUGAAAAGCUUUACCAAAUAGCACUACUGAGGAAAUAUACAAAAUACCAGUAUGAACUCACAUAUUAAUACAGUGCCAGAUUUAAAAUAAAGACCUUUAGUUUUCCUC